AUGUUCGAGGAGUGCAAAGAGAUUGUUCUCUUCGGGGACUUGACCUGUGACUCGGUCGCGGGUCUUCGAGCCCUGGUCAAUAUUAAAGACAAUCCUCUUUUGACCUCCUUUUUCGAACGAGUUACAGCCGGUCUUCGAGAGGAAAUUGGUCUUCUUCCGUUCUCGCAGCGUCAACGAUUCGUCCGAUUUACCAAAUUUGAGGAGCUUCUCGCUAGAGCCCAGCGCUCAGCUUGUCCCCAUCCUGGACUUGAGAAGGCGUUAGCGUGCACCUAUCAACUGGCAUGCUUUAUCAGGCAAUACACCUCUCCCGGCCGCAAGUAUCCCUCGAUUCAUCGGACUUGCCUCAUAGGUCUUUGUACUGGUCUCCUCAGUGCAGCGGCUGUGGGGUGUUGCGAGAGCAUCACAGACCUCCUCCCCCUGGCGACACACACAGUACUUAUAGCGUUUCGCGCGGGUCUAUUUGUUGCCGAUGUGCGUGACAGACUGGAGCCGCCGGCUGGGUCACCCGUGGCGUGGAGUGUUCUGAUUCCUGGCUUAGAUGGUGACACAGCUGUCUCGAUCUUACAGAGGUAUAGUGAGGAGAAGGGCCUUCCCGCUACAUCAGCCCCAUACAUCAGCACAUAUGCCAACACCGGAGUUACUCUGAGUGGCCCACCGAGCGCACUUAAUGACCUUCUUAAUUCAGGCUGCUUCCCAAAGAACCGGUCACUUUCUAUUCCUAUAUACGCCCCGUACCACGCUUCUCACCUCUACGGACAAAGCGACAUAGACAAUAUCCUCCGAAAGGCUAGGGCGACGCAGUUUGCCUCAUACCAGUGUCAAUUCAGUGUUUUAUCUUCCAUCACUGGACAGAGCAUCGGGGUCGAGACAUACGGAGCACUAAUUGGUCACGCCCUGAAUGAAAUUCUCCGGGAGCCCCUUCGACUGGACCGCAUCGUCUCUUCCCUAGGUGAGACAUUGUUAUCAGAGUCACCCGUACGAAGCUGCACGAUCCUUCCCAUCGCCACACUCGUUGGCCAAAGCUUCGCUGCCGCGCUCCGAAAGCAAGGAGUUCCAGAUAUAAUAGUAGACCCGUGCAUGAACUCCAGUGUUGCUGUGCAGGAUGAUCGAACAUCCACCACUGGACAUCUAGGCCAUUCUAAACUAGCCAUCAUCGGAUACUCUGGCCGGUUUCCUGAUGCCAAUAAUACCGAGGAGUUCUGGCAACUACUUCACGAGGCCGCGACGUCGCCAGCAUAA
This is a messenger RNA of Aspergillus nomiae NRRL 13137, 1239 nucleotides long. Its product is annotated as putative polyketide synthase. The transcript has 3 exons. The record is from RefSeq and is a predicted model, not a curated record. NCBI's taxonomy places the organism in Eukaryota, Fungi, Ascomycota, Eurotiomycetes, Eurotiales, Aspergillaceae. Gene Ontology annotation, molecular function: transferase activity. Bases 1 to 1239 code for a protein of 412 amino acids.